Messenger RNA from Paraphaeosphaeria sporulosa, 441 nucleotides. RefSeq names its product signal recognition particle, SRP9/SRP14 subunit. Gene Ontology annotation, cellular component: signal recognition particle, endoplasmic reticulum targeting. Gene Ontology annotation, biological process: SRP-dependent cotranslational protein targeting to membrane. Gene Ontology annotation, molecular function: endoplasmic reticulum signal sequence receptor activity; 7S RNA binding. The transcript has 2 exons. NCBI's taxonomy places the organism in Eukaryota, Fungi, Ascomycota, Dothideomycetes, Pleosporales, Didymosphaeriaceae. The record is from RefSeq and is a predicted model, not a curated record. The coding region runs from base 1 to 441 and encodes 146 amino acids.
AUGGGCAGAGAGCAUUUGACCAACGACGAGUUCUUCGCUCAGCUGAACAACCUGUUCGAGUAUAAUCGUAACAAAGGACACGGCAGCGUCUACCUUUCACAGAAGCGCUUAACCUUCGACACCGAAAGCCAGCCCCAGACGCCUACGAAAGUCGCCGACGACCCUCUCUGGGACACGCACCCCAAGAACCCUCUUCCCAUACUGGUCCGAGCACACAACAACAAAUCUUCGAAGCUGCACGGGAAGUCCAACGGAACGGACAGGAAGGCUAUCGACAAGAUCGUUAUAUCAACCGUGGUGCAGCCGGAGAAGCUGGACGCGUUUUUCGUACAAUAUGUAGAGGCCUGCAAGGCCGGCAUGAGUGGACUGAAGAAGAGGGAUAGGCGCGGGAAGAAAGACAAAAAGAAGAAAAGGAAGGGCGCGGCGGAAACGAAAGGUUGA